Messenger RNA from Durusdinium trenchii, 540 nucleotides. The record is from the annotation of a GenBank genome assembly. Lineage: Eukaryota; Dinophyceae; Suessiales; Symbiodiniaceae.
AUGAUCUUCGCAACGCGACUCCGCGUCGCGGGACGUGACCGGAUGGAUGGAUCCGAGCGCCCUGCGAGAACUGGGCCUGCAAACCUCCCUGGGUUCGACGUCCCUCUGGAAUUUGAGUCUGAGAUACGCGCUUCGAAUCACCUCCCGGAACUGCGCAUUUGCACCUGGAAUGUGCUGGCCCCGAGCUAUGCCUUACAGAAGUCCUUUCCAGAUGUGAAGCCCGAGUACUUGAAGAUCUCACACCGACGAAAGCUGUUGUAUGAGGUGAUUUCACUCCUCAACGCAGAUGCCAUUUGCCUUCAGGAGAUCGAGGGCUUGGAGGAGUGGCAAGCUCACUUGGUAGGCCUCGGAUAUGCCACGGCCUUCGCCCAGCGGCCCGGCCGUGCCGAUGGUUGCUUGAUCGGGUGGCUCCGUUCACGGCUCAGGUGUGUUGACACGCUGUCUUUGAGUUUUGAUGAUUGCUUGGCGAUGCAGCAGUUGCCACUUAGUGUGCAUUCGCGGUUUGCCCGGAAGAAUGUCGCACUGGCACUUGUGAGCUGA